AUGCCCUCCUUUGCUGCAGAUGUUGAAUACUCGUCCCUGAAGAACAUCAUCGUCCCCAGGAUCUGCAAACUAUGCAUCAAUCAAACGUCACUCAGUAUAAAAGUGAACUGCCUGGUGUGUCUGGGCAAGUUGUUGGAGUUCUUAGACAAGUGGUUCGUGCUGGAUGAGGAUAUGUUGAGUCGCGUUGAAACUGAACACAGAAUGAAGCUGGAGCAGCUGAACUCCGUGCAGCAAGAACAAAAAACUCUUCGGAGAUUUGCACAGGAAGCAGUUCAGAUCGGAAAUGGAGUAGCUGAUAACACAAACAAGAUGGCGGAUGAUGUGAGAGUACCUUUCAACCCAUUUGACGAUCCUCUGACGUCAUCAUCAGCAUCAUCAUCAUCAUCAUCGGCGGCCAUGAAGAUGAAUAAUAACAACAGCACGUCUAAUUUUGGCGCCAAAAAAGCUCAGUCUCUAACGAUGGAAGAAAAGGAGAAGUUGGCUAAGCAGCAGGAACAGCUGCAGAGAUUCCAAACGACAAACACACCCUUGCAACCGUCAUCAUCAUCGUCGUCGGCAACUAAAAACGUCAACCACAACAAAACAAUGACGUCAUCGUCGAUGAUGACGACGACGAAGAAGGAGGGCCCGAAAGAUCUGACCUCGACUCUCAUAAAUAAUAAUUUAUCUAUGUUGAAACUGUCAGCAACAACAACAACAAUUAUGACGUCAUUGUCGUCGUCAUCGUCAUCGUCCUACAACAGCAACAUCAAUUUCGCAACAAAAUUUCAACAUGGCGAAACCAGCUCAACAAUUUUUCCCAACAACUGCAACGUUAAUGACGUCAUCGAAACAGACUAA
This is a messenger RNA of Helobdella robusta, 840 nucleotides long. RefSeq lists its product as hypothetical. Lineage: Eukaryota; Metazoa; Annelida; Clitellata; Rhynchobdellida; Glossiphoniidae. The transcript has 7 exons. The record is from RefSeq and is a predicted model, not a curated record. Bases 1 to 840 code for a protein of 279 amino acids.